AUGACAGACACCAUCACCAUCAUUGCUACAUUCGGGUUCCUGAAGACCGUGGAACGCUCUACGAGCUUCGUGGAUCGCCUUCCAAUCUUCGGCAAUGCGUCUCUCAUCAUGAAGCGAGUGACUGCCUCGUGUCUGCCCUACCUAGCGGAAGAACCGAAGCAACAGAAUGUCAGCAUUAAAAGGGCGGAUGAAAUAACUACCAGAGAUUUCGACGAGAUAUUCCCCGUCCUGGUGGAUGAUCUUGUCGAACACGCCAAAGCUUAUGGUGUCCCUAGGGAAACCUUAGACUGGUACAAAAAUUCGCUACAGCACAACGUGCUUGGCGGUAAGGCGAAUCGUGGGAAAUCUGUCAUCGACGCUUCUGCGGAUCUCUUAGGCCGGCCCUUGACGGAUGACGAAUAUUUUCGGUCGGCGAUUCUUGGAUGGUGCACGGAGCUCCUUCAAGCUGCGCUCCUCGUUGCGGACGACAUCAUGGACUCUUCGCAGACGCGACGAGGUAACACGUGCUGGUAUCGUAUGCCUAAUGUUGGCAUGAAUGCCCUGAACGAUGCUUUCAUGCUUGUAUCUUCGAUAUUCGUUAUUCUCCAGAAGUAUUUCCAUGGCGACAAGAACUACAUUCACAUCCUAGAGCUUUUUCAUGAAGUCAUGUUCAAGACCGAGAUUGGCCAGUUGGCAGACUUACUUACCGCGCCUGAAGAAAAGCUCAAUUUCGACCAGUUUAGCUUCGAGAAGUACCGUUUCAUUGUCAAUUUCAAGACUUCAUACUACAGCUUCUUCCUACCAGCUACUCUUUCCUUGUACCAACUUAAUCUUGCUACACCCAAGAAUCUCCAGCAGGCGGAGAAAAUUCUUCUACUUACAGGAGAAUAUUUUCAAGUACAGGAUGACUAUUUGGAUGGCUAUGGUGUUCCCGAGAUCAUUGGUAAGAUUGGCACUGAUAUUCAGGACAAUAAAUGCUCGUGGCUCAUCAAUGAAGCUCUUAAACGUGCGAGCCAACCGCAGCGAAAAGUCUUAGAAGACAACUACGGCAGAAAGGAUGCCUCCGCAGAGGCCAAAGUAAAGGACAUAUAUAACGAAAUGGAUUUGGAAAGUGUUUAUCGUAAGUAUGAAGAUGAGAAAGUGCUUCAGAUUAAGGAGGCAAUUUAUGCAAUUGAUGAAAGCGAAGGACUGAAAAAGAGUAUCUUUGAAGGUUUUCUCAACAAAAUCUACAAAAGGUCAAAAGAGCAUUGUUUGCAUUGCUCGAGAAACAUGGCGGCCAACAACGGCUCUGAAGGCCGCAGAGACAACUAUGAGGCAUUCUUCCAACAUAAUAACAGCAGCGAAACCUUGAAUGAGGGAAGCAGCCGGGACAUACGAGAAAGGUUCUUACCAGCAUCUGGACACUUUUGGCCAUCUAUGGCGCCCACCGUGGCGCCUGGACCUUUCUCGGGGCCAACGAUGAUACCAGUACCGACGAUAAUGGAGAACCCAAGCUCCCCAGAGGACACAACGAUCGAAGCUUCGCCGCACCCGAAAUUGGGUGGUUCUCUAUUUCUGGGGGCAAGUCUCCCUGUUCGUCCUUCGGGCUUCUGCCUCUCUAGAAAGUCAGUAAUGGGAGACGUGGAGCAUGAGCUGACGUGUCCUCUCUCUCAGCAUCUCGCGUCGUAUCCUUCCGUUGAACGACUCUCCCACCUCGUCCUAGACUCGCUACCGCUCGCACCGCUCAUCACCCAGACUUCCCGCUCGAUUGCUAAAACCACUGCAAGACUACCUCGCUCAUUGCCUAUUGCUCCGUUGGGCUUCAAAGCCUUCAAAUCCAAUAAGAAUGAGCAAGGAAAGGACUCUACCCUUCGACGCCUACUUCUACUCCUCGACGCUAUCGCAGCUCGUGCCCUCAGGGGCAUCGAUCAUGUUGUAAUCCUUUUCGUUGAUGCGGGCCGGACGGUACAACAGUGGGUCGUGUCAAGCAGCUCGCAGCUCAUAGAACUGGUAAAAUAUUUCAAUAGGACUUAUCACGAGGAGGCGAGCAAAUGGGCGGGCGUGAGCGACAUCGUUGUAAUUUGUGGCGCAGUGACGUUUACCGUUGCGGUCAGUGCAUUCGACGUGGUGGUCUUCAUAGCAGAAUGGUUCCUCGAUGACAGAGAGAAAAGCGAACUCCUGAAGAAACAAGAGCGGAGUUCGACUCGAAGCCAUGGCAAAGGCGUCUCUUAA
Messenger RNA from Bacidia gigantensis, 2190 nucleotides. RefSeq lists its product as uncharacterized. Bases 1 to 2190 code for a protein of 729 amino acids. Gene Ontology annotation, biological process: trans, trans-farnesyl diphosphate biosynthetic process. NCBI's taxonomy places the organism in Eukaryota, Fungi, Ascomycota, Lecanoromycetes, Lecanorales, Ramalinaceae. Gene Ontology annotation, cellular component: cytoplasm. The transcript has 6 exons. The record is from RefSeq and is a predicted model, not a curated record. Gene Ontology annotation, molecular function: (2E,6E)-farnesyl diphosphate synthase activity; dimethylallyltranstransferase activity.